GGGUUUUUAAGGGCAGAGCCCUGGCCUGGGGGGCACUGGGACAUCGGGACUGGCAGGGAUGCAGCGCCUGGCACUGCUCGGGUGCCUGGUGGCUCUGAGCCACUGCGCUCUCGCCGCCAAAGUGUGUCCCAGGCCGCCAGAAGUGCUGUUUGCCACCCUUAAUGUAGACAAAAAGGUGUAUGAAGUGGGUGAGGAAGUGGAGUACACCUGCCGGCCAGGGUUCAUGCCCAACAAUGGGCAGAGGAAGUACACCUGCCUCCCGACAGGAAAAUGGGCAUUCAACACCCUGCUCUGCCUCCCAAAGAGAUGUCCUCCUCCUCCACCCCUGAAGAAUGGGAAAAUGAAUUUUGAAGAGUUCCAGUACCAGAGUUCUGUAACUUUUUCGUGUGAUCCAGGCUACAACCUCGUUGGGUCAAGAUCAAGCCAGUGCAUGGCAGAUGGAAAGUGGACUGGAACUUUCCCUCAGUGCCAACCGGUGUCUUGCGCCCCUCCCUCGCUUCCGGAAUUUUCGGUCCUUUCUUACCGUCGCCUGCAUGCUGGAAAUGUCUCUCAUUUCCUGGACACAAUCCUGUUUGAAUGUGUCCCUCCUCUUGCCCUGAUUGGGAAUGAGACAGCCACCUGCCUGGCCAAUGGCACCUGGAGCAGCAUUCCAGAGUGCAAAGUUGUCACCUGCCCCACUCCGAUAGGAAUCGAGAACGGGUUUAUUGAGUUUGUGGCACGCAGGACGUACCACUACAACGAGAGCGUCAGCUUUGGCUGCCAGCCCGGCUACGUGAUGGAGGGAUCCAAGCAUUCCCGCUGUGAGAACACUGGGAACUGGUCCACAAAGCCAGCCUGCAGAGCACCAUGUAAAAUACCAGUUAAGAAAGCUGUAGUGUUGUACAACGGGGAGAAGAAGACAGUUCAGAACGAUCUGAAGGAUGGCAUUCUGCACGGGGAAACUGUGUCCUUCUUCUGCAAGAACAAGGAAAAAUCCUGCGCCUAUACUGUAGAUGUGGCAUGUGUGGAUGGCAACUUCACCCUCCCUGCCUGUUUUAAAGAACGUGGCUUUUUUUCAAGUCUGGUGAAGAAAGAUUACUCAGAGAUGAAAGCAUGUGAAGAUGAAGCAGAGCAAUAACCCAGUACCAAAUUUCUGCCUUACUGAGACAGAACAUUCCAUAUGAGAGGAAAUCUUAGGUCCUGUGAGUGUAACUUGGGUUCAGUGAAUGUAACUCGGGUGCUGUGAGUGUGAAUUCCCAGGUGAACUCCAGACCCCAGGAACGCUUUUUUCCCUGCCUCCAUUCCCAGCCUCUUCCACAAGCUACAACACAUCAGCUCAGCCAUUAACUCCCAUUCUCUUGUCUCUGCCUUCUCCCAAAUCCCUGCACUACUGCUUCUCUUUCCACAUUUCCAAUAUUUCUGCAACUGGAAAUGACCUCCUCAAUAGCAGCUGCUUUACAAUAAAGUGAUUUUCAGCCA
Messenger RNA from Catharus ustulatus (Swainson's thrush), 1458 nucleotides. RefSeq names its product apolipoprotein H (gene APOH). The transcript is spliced from 8 exons. The coding region runs from base 59 to 1117 and encodes 352 amino acids. Lineage: Eukaryota; Metazoa; Chordata; Aves; Passeriformes; Turdidae. The record is from RefSeq and is a predicted model, not a curated record.